GCGGCGGAGGCGCUGGGCUUUCAUCCGCGGAGCGGCGGGAGCGGGACGCUUCGCGGCGGUCGUCUCCGACGGUCGCGCGUGAGUCGGCAGCAGCCUCGGCCCCGUUCAGCCUCUGAGUCCGUGUCAGCGGCGGUCCUUGACGCAGCGGGAGGAUGGUGGUCCGCGUGUUCGUCGCCUCGUCCUCGGGCUUCGUGGCGAUCAAGAAGAAGCAGCAGGAUGUGGUUAGAUUUCUGGAAGCCAACAAGAUAGAGUUCGAGGAGGUGGACAUCACCAUGUCGGAAGAACAGAGGCAGUGGAUGUACAAAAACAUCCCCCCUGAGAAGAAGCCUGUGCAGGGCAACCCUCUGCCACCUCAGAUAUUUAAUGGGGACCGAUACUGUGGAGACUAUGACAGUUUUUUUGAGUCGAAGGAGAGCAACACAGUCUUUUCGUUCUUAGGUCUGAAGCCACGGCCCACAUCCACGUCCACGACUGAACCUUAGAGCUAAAGAGUAGAAGGUGAUGGAGUUGCAUUUUGGAGCACCCCUGGUACUGAGCACACACCUGCUUACCUGAUGCAUCACUGUGAUGAAGCCACAUGCACAAUCAGUAACUUCGCUUGACCUGGAAAAGGUGUUUUUGGAGGACACAGGAACAUGGGGGACUGCAUGAUUGUUCUAAGCCAAUCAGGACGAUGGUGAUGGAUUCUCGUACUUUCUGAUUUGUCUGCAGUCGCCCCACUCACCUGAAAGUACUAUCACCUGUGCUAGGUCUGCUUCCUUAAUGACUGAUAGACAAUUGGGAGAAAACGUUGGGCCCAUCCUGAGUCUUAUUAGAUGCUAGUAUUAUAACCCCAAUCCCCUCUGAGCUGCCUGCAUCACUUCCUUGAAACCAGUUUGCCAGCACAGUAUCAUCUUUGAAUCGGAAAGAAGAAAGCAGUGCUGGCUGACAAAGGACACCGAGGGUUCUUGCUGCAGAAUCACAAAAUGUCACUACUUUGGUACUUUGUAAUAACACCUGCUGGAAAAGUUAGAUGCUCUCAGCAACUUUCUGUGAAAACCCUCACCGCUGUACAUUCUCCAGGCUUUUACGGGUGCUUCCAAAACCACCAUUGCAAUAUGGGAUGAUCACAACCAAGUUACAGGGCAGAAAAGAAUGGCUGUUCUGGAAAAUGUCUCCUCUUUUAUCUCCUGCAAGGGGGCAAGUUCACUCUAUGCUUAAGACUACUUGAGAUGUAUUUUAAGAAGUGCACUACGUAGAUAGUAAGCUAAUGGAAAGUUGCUCUGUCAGGAUGCGAAGGCAUUUUUCAGCUCUUGCAGUUUACUCACACACACAUGCGCAUAUAUGUUUAAACGCAGCUCCCCAAAGUAACGGCUGCCUGUUCUAUUUUGUGAAGGGAUUAUAUUUUUGAAGAAAGGAAAUGCUUGGUUAGGUAUAUUUUGUGAAUCCGUGAUGCCAGCACUGCUGGGGCUGGGGCUCAAUGGUAGAACGUUUGCAUGGCUCGCACAGGGCUCUCUCUGCGCUCAGCCCCAGCACCACUGGAAAGGAAAAAAAGACGCAAAGAUUGCUGUGUAGUGUGAUUUCCCACGUUACUUACUGUAGUCUCUCUACUCCCUUUGUUCAUAUUUCAGACUAAUUCACAGUCUCCAGCUUUCCAGAAUAGCACAGCCAUGUGUUCUUGCCUGGUGUAUGAGCACAAGUGAGAUUUCAGAGCAGCAUAGACAAGAAUGGGGCUGUCUAGAGCACGAUCCUGACUGGUUCUUAGGAAGCAAAGUCCCUACUCCCUUUGGGUGGACAUUGGUGAACACUGAACAUUUUUAUUUCAUCAGAGCAGAGAUAGCUUUUCUAUAUCCGGCAUAUUUUAGAGUUACUUGCCAAACAUAUGGAUAGCCUGGAGUGGAUAAACUCAGGCUGACUGAAAUCUCCACCUAUCCCUAGCAGCAGGAUGCUGGACCUUUCACUCUGAUACUGAGAAAGGAAUGUUUGAGAAAUUGAAAGAGUAAAUAAGUGGCUGUCCCUCCACCUCUACCUAAAGCUUCACUAAUGGUGGCCAGUUCUGCAGCAUUUUUUGGACACUAAAACAGAUCUCAGCCUGAGAUUUGCAGUCCUGUUACAACCAGAAGAAAGGACACCUUUCUUCAUGAAUGGACCAAAUGAUUGAUGCACAGUUUUCCCUCUAGGGAAAGCUUGUCAAGUCAUGGAUAUUAGUAGGUAGUUUAGUAUUAAACAAGAUCCAAAGCAAAUUCCAUUUGACAAAUCCCAGGGACUUCCCAGGAUUUUUUUUUUCCUCUUCUAACUGGAUACUGUGCUUGAGUUUGAGUCUUCCUUCAAGACAUGUUUCUACUUAAAAUAGAGCAAUUUAAAAAGUUGCAGUUUAAAAAGAAACCAUAUGAGCUUACAUUGAUCAAGUCUGCUCUUGCCAAUGAGGGCUAAGAACCAGUUUGGCAAAGUGACAUCUUAGCAUGUUUUUGAUUGUAGGUACAACAAUCCUACAAUGCUGAGGAGACAGAGAAAGCUAUCAGAAUUUGUUAUACAACUUUUUAGUUGUCCAUACUGUUAAACACGCUGACUAGAUGGUGUUCUUAGAAUUACCAUUAAUUAACAUAUGCAAUAUGUUACCAUUGCAUAUCAUUUUCUUGCCAUUAUUCUUCUGCGAGCAUUGGGAAGUCAGCAGAGAAAAAUGAGAUUACUGAUAGUGACCUACUUCAGUGGCUAGAAGCCACAGUUUAUGCAGUCAACUAAAGUUCCCAGGCAGUGGUGUGUGCAGAGCAUGUUGGGUCUCGUAUAGUUACCCAUCUGACUUCUGACUGACUUCUCUCCUUCCUGUCUUCCUUUCCUUCUUUCUGCUUGUUGUUUGAGACAGUCUUGCUAUGUAGACCUGGAACUCAUGCCUGCUUCUUCCUUCCAAGUGCUAAAAGUACAUACUUGCUGAAAUAGUGUUCUUCUUAUUCCCUUUGAUUAGCUUACCUUUAGAUUUAGUCACCACCAUCUUCAAAGCCUAGGAAAGAAGUGCAGGCAUGGCUGUAUUGCCAGUGGCUUUCAAGGCAGAGUGCUGACAUCCUGUAGGCUUGUAGGACGAAGAAAAUGUGCCACUGAUGACCAAAUGGUGCCAUUUUAACAUUAGGUGAACAUGAAAUGCCAUAUUGCUAGGUGUCUGCAGACCAGAAGAAAAUUUAGUUCAGGAAAUACUUUGCCAAAUUGUAGGGUUUAUUAAAAUCAAAGAGAAGAAGAAGCUAUUUUGCCCUUAGUUGCUAAUAUAUUUUAGUUUUUCCAUUUUAUAAAGUUAAUCCAACAUUUGCAUUUUUAUAUGGUGUGAAUUUAGCCACCUAAAUAUUUUAUUUGUUAUUGAAAGGUACCAAAGGCUUUUUAUGUUUUGUUUGGUUUGUUUGAUUUUAUUUUGUUUGAUUUAUGGGGUUUGUUUUUUCUAGAGAUACCUUUUAUAGAGAAUUACCCAUGACUGUCUGGGUCACUUCAGUCUGUGCAAUUGUUUUGAUCUCAGUUUGUUUGUGUUUGUCUCUCAAGGCAUUGGUGAAAUCUUAGACUUUAUGUUCUACAUUAAAGGAGAAUAAAUUCCAGAAAACAUGCAAUAUGAAA
Molecule: messenger RNA, 3573 nt
Organism: Psammomys obesus (fat sand rat)
Lineage: Eukaryota; Metazoa; Chordata; Mammalia; Rodentia; Muridae
Gene: Sh3bgrl2
Product: SH3 domain binding glutamate rich protein like 2
Exons: 4
Coding region: 153-482 (109 amino acids)
Cellular component (GO): cytoplasm
Source: RefSeq, a predicted model, not a curated record